Molecule: messenger RNA, 2618 nt
Organism: Solea senegalensis (Senegalese sole)
Lineage: Eukaryota; Metazoa; Chordata; Actinopteri; Pleuronectiformes; Soleidae
Gene: cotl1
Product: coactosin-like F-actin binding protein 1
Exons: 4
Coding region: 319-747 (142 amino acids)
Biological process (GO): regulation of actin filament polymerization
Cellular component (GO): actin filament; plasma membrane; site of polarized growth
Molecular function (GO): actin filament binding
Source: RefSeq, a predicted model, not a curated record
UCCCUCCCUCUCUUUUUCUCGGUGUGAUCUGGCCUCAGUCUCUCAUCACCACCGCCCUCACCGUGGAAUCGUCCAGGAAAUUAACCGAGCCGCAGGAGAAGCCGCCGCCUCAUCCCGUUCACUGUGACCGGCUCUGCUGCUGCUCCGCGCCGCCGUGCUCUUUUUGGAGGAAAGCCUAGCGACGUCACUGGUGUAGUUAUCUGAUGCUCAGCUGCAGCACCAGCCGCAGAAGUUAGUUGCUUUGUCACUGUGGAGCUAGCGCCCCCUGCUUUUUUCCUCCCAAUUUUUAACACUUUACUGCCCGCGGUCACCACAGACAUGGAAUCCCAGAUCGAUAAGGACGGUUGUAGAGUCGCUUACGAAGACGUGAGGGACGACAACACGGACUCUAACUGGGCUGUGUUUAAAUACGAAGGCUCAACGAUUGUACCUGCGGGUCAAGGCACCGACUAUGAGGAGUUCAAGAAGCUGUGCACAGACGACACUCGUCUGUACGCCUACGUCCGCGUGACGACAGGAGACGCCAUGAGCCGACGCACCAAGUUCACCCUCAUCACCUGGAUCGGAGAGAACGUGCCUGCGCUGAAGCGCGCCAAGAUCAGCAUUGACAAGGCUAUGGUCAAAGAAAUCAUGCAGAACUUUGCCAAGGAGUUCCUGGUGAUGGACCAGAAGGAGCUGGAGGAGGAUUACAUCAUCGAGGAGCUGAGGAAGGCGGGCGGAGCCAACUACGACGCUCAGGCCGAGUAGAGAAGUGCCACGGUCAACUGGAAGGGAAGGGGCGGGGUCAGGGGUGGGCUUUUUGGGGUUGGGCUUAGGGGUGGGGCUUUGGUGAGGGGUGGAAUGAGUCGGGUGGGUUGGCGGGGCAGGGCUGUUACCUCUUGGGGUGAGGGGCGUGGCAAGAUGGAGAGGGGCGUGGCAGGACGGAGAGGACUUUAACAUUUUACUUUCAAACUGGCGUCAAGCAAAUCAGCCCUUUGUGUAUUUGCCAGAACAAACAAAGCAGAGGUGUCGUGUUUCGUGUGUAUGAAGAUGUUUCACCUCGCGUCCAGGAGGAGUCGUCUUCUUCUUCUUCUUCUUCUGUAGAACUGAAGUUCUGCACAAGAAGAAGAAGAAGCAGCUUCUUCUUCUCUUCAAGAACUUUAAGUCCAGUUGCUCAUGAUUCAGGCCGCGUUAUUUGCUGUUUUUCAUAAACGUUCCCCGUAAAGUAAAGUAAAGACGCCGUCGUUUCAGGAAAUAUCUGCAUUCCACAUGGAACCCUAACCCAGAACGCUGUAGUACACAUGAGAGGACUGCAGGUGGCGCUGUAGACGUAAACUUUUGUUUAUUUAAGUAAAAAUAGAUUUUGUUUCCUCCUGCAAUGACGUCACCGUCACCAAGUAGUGUAUUCAAAAAAAUACAGCUUGGGCGGGCCCUCUCACACUGGCGUGGGCGGGCCCUCACACACUGGUGUGGCCCCCUGCUGUCCUGCCCUCUGUCCUCUCCUCAGUCGGCUCAUGGUUUUGUCGUCUACUGUGCUUCAUCAUCUCACUCACACUCAUCCUCACCUCGACGGAGCCGCAGCUGAGCCCGCGUGACGUGGAGGGGCGGGGCCUCUGCGUUUCCCCGCAGUGAGGAUGUGGUGGAGUGAAGGGUUUCACCUCAGAGCCCUUCCUCCUGCAGCAGGCGCGUUUGUUUUUGACACCAGAACGCCAGCUCUUAGUCGUGAUACACUGUAACCCACGAGGAAAAGAUCUCCACCUCCGCACCGGGAAAUCAAACUCUCUCACUCUCAUGCUCUCGCUGCUGCGCGUUUGGCAAAACCUUACAAGAAUUCCAGAAAGCAUCGUCGCAGAGGAGCUGAACGGAAACGUCUUCUUCCUCCUCUUUAACGCCGCAAAGUCAACCAGUCUCCAGUCGAGGUUCUCCCAGGUUCUCCACGACACGACAUCUGCUCGCCGCCCACUGCGCGUCGUUGGCAUCUGCAGUCCAAACGUUCUGUGACGCGCCGACGGCACGCGCUCCCCGAAAACACGGCGUAUUUAGACAGAACGUUGAGAGCGGGUAAAGGAAGUGCGCCGCGAGCACAGGCGAUCUCGACGAGCUGAAUGUCUCUGAGUCCAAGUCUUGGUACGGUCCAGAUAUUUGGGACCGUGUUGAUCGCACACAUCCGUCUUCCCUGGCGACGUGUUCAAGCACGCGCGGAACACUGGACCGACGGUUAGCGUAUAAAAAAGGGGGCGGAGCAGCCAACAGUGACAAUAAAUUCUAAUAAUAAUAAUAACAAUAAUGACUCAGCAGAUUAGUGUGAGUGCUGACUCAGCGGUUUGACGUUGGGAGAUCUUUUCCUCCGGGAGAAUCCAUGAAAAACUGUAACCUACUCUGUUUGACUGCCUUAGUCUCCCAUGGAGAGAGGAGCAUCAUGGGAGUCUGUGGACACUACACUGUGAUUGGCCGUCCUCCUGACAUGUGACUGGGAGUCGUCAUCGCAGCAUGAGCCUGAGCUUUUCCUCCCAGAGCAGACGGGGGGCGCCAUUUCUCGGUUGUAGCAUCUUUAGCCGAUUAAUUUAAACCCCUCCCCCUGCAAAAUAAAGAGAUGGUUUUGUUUUUUAAUCUUAGGAGUUUUAUCUUUUUCAUUUUAU